GUCGCUGUAAUAACUUGGCCAAUAUGUUGGAUUUCUUCAGUAUCUUUAGCAAAGGUGGCAUCGUUCUGUGGUGCUUCCAGGGAACAUCGCAAUGGUUCACACCAUCCGUUAAUGCUUUAAUUAAGAGCGUCCUUCUACAACAGCUGACUAUAAUGCUGCUACACCAGUCAAUGGGGAUUACACCUUCCUGAAUAACCUGAUUUACUAUUUGGGUGACCAUAACCAACUCUACCAGAUAUUUUAAGCACCUCAGCAGUGACUCCUGAUGGACCAAGGGCUCUCCCUGUCUUCAUACCUUUAAUUGCAUUAUCUCUGAUGAUCAUACAAUUGGAGAGAAGUGGCAGUAGUUCCUACACUCACGAAUCUCUGACCUUAAAGUAUCGCUUGGACAAUGAAUACGAACUGGUAUUCGUGGUAGCGUAUCAAAAGAUAUUACAACUGUCCUAUGUCGACAAGUUUCUGACUGCCAUCCAAGUGGAGUUUCGGAAUAAAUAUAAAGAUGACCUUCAACGGGGAAAUAUAUCUCGAAAUUUUGAUUUUCGAGAAGAUUUCAAUCUUCUACUCAAGGAAACGGUGGAUGAAAGCAUUUUGCAAGCCCAGAAGCCGAGAAAGAUGAAGAGUUAUGAAGAAUCCCAGAAGUCGAAAAAAACUGUGGCGUCGAUGAUAGAAAAUAGAAAAGAAGACAAGAAGAAAAAAGAAGAAAAGAAUAACAAAGUCCGUCCGACUGAAGUAGCAUUUAAAAUGGCAGCGGCACCAGUGAAAGAGGAGGCUGUGAUCAAAGACACGGCUGGAGAAUUGGAUGAAGAAACUAUUCGAAGAAAUAUUGAGAAAAAGUUCAAGAAAAAACCUGCAAAACAACAACAACAACAAGAUGUUAGCAAGAGCCCAGAAGAUAAGAAGAAGAAGGGCAAAGUCGCUCGCAAAUGGGACAACUGUGUGAGCAAAACUGAUGCGGAAAGUUUGGACUUUAGCUCUAAGAAUGGUUUAGUGAAUGGUGACAUCACUGAUGCUGAAGUGGUGAAAAACCUCACUUCACAUGAUUUGAAUAUGAAAGGACAAAUGAUGGGUGACUUGAAGGACAUGGAACCGGAGAGUAGCAGCGAGGAGGAAGAAAUCGAAGAAGAAAUUGUCCAAAAACCAAGUAAGAAAAGUUCUACAGCCAAAUCCAAAAGCAGUGGUUUUGGAAUGUUCACCAUGUUCAAGAAUUUGGUUGGUUCUAAAACACUGACUAUGGAAGAUAUUCAACCUGUUGUUGACAAAAUGAAAGACCAUUUAAUUGCAAAGAAUGUAGCAUCUGAUAUUGCAUUGAAACUCUGUGAAUCGGUUGCUGCAAAACUGGAAGGAAAAGUGCUUGGAACAUUUGAUAGUAUCACAACGACAGUGAAAAAUACCCUGAAUGAAUCCUGUGUUCAAAUUCUGUCACCCAGGAGACGAAUUGAUAUCCUUCGUGAUGCAAUGGAAGCAAAACAACAGCGCCGUCCUUACUGCAUCACAUUUUGUGGUGUUAAUGGCGUUGGCAAGUCAACUAAUUUGGCCAAGGUGGGAUUUUGGUUGGUCGAGAAUGGUCUGCGUGUCCUGAUCGCUGCCUGUGAUACAUUCCGUGCAGGGGCAGUGGAACAGUUGCGCACUCACACACGUAAACUGAAUGCACUUCAUUCUCCUGAAAUGCAUGGUGGCGUUCAAAUGGUGCAGUUGUAUGAGAAGGGAUAUGGGAAAGAUGCUGCCAGCAUCGCAAUGGAGGCAAUCAACUUUGCUCGUGACAAUCGUAUCGAUGUUGUCCUUAUUGAUACUGCUGGGAGAAUGCAAGACAAUGUUCCAUUGAUGAAAGCUUUGGCAAAACUAAUUAAAGUGAACCAGCCGGAUCUGGUUCUGUUUGUUGGAGAGGCUCUGGUUGGAAACGAAGCUGUUGAUCAGCUGACCAAAUUUAACCAGGCUUUGGCAGAUAAUUCGAAUAUGGCUAAUCCACGUCUAAUUGAUGGGAUCAUCCUUACAAAGUUUGAUACCAUUGAUGAUAAGGUGGGAGCUGCCAUCUCUAUGACCUACACUACAGGUCAACCAAUUGUGUUUGUGGGCACAGGUCAGACAUACACUGACCUCAGGAAUCUCAAUACCAAAGCUGUUGUCCAGGCUCUACUCAAGGCUUAAAUCAAACAACAACAACAGCAACAUACUGAGGUCACUGGGUGCAUUAUUCACUUGGUUGUUUCAUGUUUUUGUAGAGACUUUUCUAGAGAUUCUAUUAACUGCCUGACACCACAUUCACACAUCUUUACCUACAUGCACACACACACAAACACAACAGUCUUUCUCCCCCCCCUCUCUUUAUAUAUAUAUAUAUGCAUACACCCCCCACAUACACAUCUACACACACACACACACACACACACACGAUUAUGGAUUUCUUUCUACUGACUGGCAUUGGAAGCAGAUUUCUUCUGUAAAUCAAAAGUUGAGAAAAUCCUUUUGAUUGGAUUCACACUUCAAGAUGAAAACUGUACAAAAGUGUGUGUGUGUGUGUGUGUGCCUCUAUAAGUUAAGUUAUGCUGAUAAAACCUGGAGUAGAAGUUUGUUAUUAAAAUCUAUAAUUUUUAUUAAAUAAAAG
This is a messenger RNA of Octopus sinensis (East Asian common octopus), 2602 nucleotides long. Its product is annotated as signal recognition particle receptor subunit alpha. Gene Ontology annotation, biological process: SRP-dependent cotranslational protein targeting to membrane. The transcript is spliced from 15 exons. The record is from RefSeq and is a predicted model, not a curated record. Gene Ontology annotation, cellular component: signal recognition particle receptor complex; endoplasmic reticulum membrane. Lineage: Eukaryota; Metazoa; Mollusca; Cephalopoda; Octopoda; Octopodidae. Bases 316 to 2145 code for a protein of 609 amino acids. Gene Ontology annotation, molecular function: ATP hydrolysis activity; signal recognition particle binding; GTP binding.